Messenger RNA from Blepharisma stoltei, 2295 nucleotides. NCBI's taxonomy places the organism in Eukaryota, Ciliophora, Heterotrichea, Heterotrichida, Blepharismidae. The record is from the annotation of a GenBank genome assembly.
AUGACAAACCUUCCUCUAUCAAUAAAAACUCAUACUUGGAAGCGGGAUUCUCACGGUUUAUUUGACUAUGAAUCUAAGAACACUCAAUCAAGCGCUUUUAAAACACUUGUAUCAGGCUCAGUUGUACAAAUAGGAGAAGAAUGCAAAUUUCUUCCUCCUUCACUAUCUCCUCAAGAAGGAAUUUUAGCUCAAAUAACCGAAUCCAAUAAGGAAUUUAUUAUUCAUCCUUCAAACCAAGAGCGGUUUUGGCUUGUUGUAAAAGAAUUAUAUACAGAUCUUGGAAAUCCUGGCUACAAGUUGAGUGAAGGCUAGGCUAAGUUACUAAAAGUCAGGCAUUAGCCAUAUUGGUGAUGAAAUUACUAUAGAUCUCCACACAAUCCUUUUUAUCAUACAGCCCAUCUUCGCCUUGCCUUGAGGAUUCAGUUUUGAGUAGCUUAUAUCUUUCUGCAGGCGAUGCUAGUAGUUUGUUUCCAAGGAUUAAGUACCCAGAGUCUAUCGGGUGACAAAGUGUCUUAUUCUGCAACUAUAAGAAAAAGACUGCUACCUAUGGUCAGGGCUUAUCCCCCGAUUUCUAAGUAGAGAAUGCGCAGGGGUCCAAAGUAAAAUUGCUGGGUAAUUUUCAACCCCUGGAAAGCAGCUAAAACCUAUUAUGAUGCACAUCUGCUGAUGCUAUACUUAGUUUUCGGCUUGGAAUAAGUUCCAGAUGCUUUGACAUUAAGGUCUAGACUAUUACUCGCAAGGGCAGAUUGUAACUGUAGCCAUUUUAAUCAAUAGCUGACUCCCCAAUUAAAUUGGAACAAAAAGUUCUGUUUAAUUUAAAGGGGUUUAAUUGUGUUUUUUUAAAAAAUUAUUAAUUUUUCUCUAUAAAAUUUUCAAAAUAAAAAAAUAUAAAUUGAGCGCAAUAUUUUGAAUUUAGUUUAUUUUAUGAAGAACUAAUUAAAUAAAUUAAUCGAUUCUGUAUGGAAAUCGCUUUCAUAGAAUUCUACUUGCACUUUUUCCAUUAAAUUAGGUCAAAACUAAUUUAUAAAAAUUAUUAUCUUCAUCUUUAAUGUUUUUGAAAAGAUUUUUAAAAAUAGAAAAUUUGAACAUAAUACUUUAAAUUUUAAUUUAUGUUUAUAAAAAAUAAUGAAAAAACUAAUCAAUUCAGUGAGAAAACUGUUUAAGUAGCAUUCUACUUUCAUUUGUCUAUUAAAUUAGGUUAAAAAACUAAUUUUAUAAUUAUUAUUAUUAUUAUCAUCGAUAAAAUUUUACUAUUGGAAACAAAAAUUUCAAUUUUAAAAGGAGCUUAAAGAUCUUAAAAAUUGCAAAUUUUACCGAUGCUUUGUUCCAAUCUAAGAGAGAGGGGAUUGAGUAAAGGUGAUAUGAUUAAAUUUGGUAGAAUCCGUAUGAAAGUAAAGGAAAUUAAUAGCAUAGAAAACUCUUGUUCCAAAGAAGAAACCAAAGCAACGAUUAAUGAAAAAUCAUCUGAAGGCUCUGUGUGUAGAUUUUGUUUAAGCGAAAUGUAUACUGACGAAAACCCAUUAAUUUCACCUUGCAGCUGUUCUGGAUCGAUGAAGUGGAUUCAUUAUAAGUGUCUUCAAACGUGGCUAAAAGGAAAAGUCAAUGUAUAAUUUAAGUUAAAAAUAUGGCGAAGGGCUGCUUUAUAAAUAGAUUUUAUCUAUAAAAUAUAUAAAUGGGCUUAAUAUAUAUGAAAGCUCUAAAUAAUCAUUUGUAGUAUCUGAACACAACAACUCAGUUUGCUACAAAUGGCAUCAGCUUCAUUGUGAGAUCUGUAAAGACAGCUACCCAUCAAGCCUAAAAGUAAACAGCAAGCAGUACAAUAUAAUUGAGGUCAACAAGCCAUUAGGUCCUUAUAUAAUCCUAUUAGAUCUAAAGGGAGAAAAAAACAAUGAUUAUUGUUUGUGGGUAAUUUCUGCAUUUGACAAUUUAUGCUUGACUAUUGGGAGAAGCCAUGAUAAUGAUAUAAGUUUUGCUGAUAUUUCAGUAUCAAGGUGCCAUUCCUCUAUAAGAUUUAUAGGAAAAAGCUUCUAUUUAGAAGAUAACGCUUCUAAAUUCGGGACACUUAUUUUAGCCAAAAAAUCGAUACAUUUAGCACGUAAUUCUAUGCUUGCUGUGCAAUGUAGAAGGACUGUUAUUUAUUUUAGCUUAAAAGAACACCACAGCUUUAUUUCUGCUUGCUUGUGCUGUGGGAGCGAUAAUAAAGUAGCGCCAGAGCCUGUGCAAAUUGAAGAACAGCGAGAAAGCCAAGAAGAGGAAGAAAAAAUAGAUCAUGAAGAAAUUUCUGGGUCACUGUAG